AAUUUGUAUCUGUUUAUUUAUUGCAUUUAUUAACAUCUUUAGAAAUUAUUAAUUUCAACAGCUUCAAGUUUUAUUAUUCAAUAUGCCUGAAAUACUCACCACUAUUCCACCUCUAACUUUGGCCAUUGAAAAUUUAAGCGAAACGGACGGAGUCUCUACUGAUCGAUCAAUAACCUCUACUAAUGGAAUUCCGAGCCCUAUUGGGGAGCUUCGAGGCCCUCUUGAGAAUUCAACUAGGUGUGAAAAAAAUCCGAUGCAUACAUGUAAGAUUAAAAAGUCGCGCAAAUCUAUUGGACGACGAAAUCAAAAAAAAGUGGCUUUAAAAGUUGGUGUGCAGCAAAAGAACACUACUACGCUUUGUUUGAAAUCUCAAAUUCCUCGUGUCCCGUUACGAAAGCCGUCCCCAUCGUCCACUUUAUCUAAAACAAACGUCUUCUGCACCUUAUCUCCAAGGUUAAAAGUUCAGAUAGACAAUCCUGAAUACAAGCUCAAAAAACAAACGACAAUAUCUGAAACUGAAGUGCAGCCUCUGACCACUCCAAAUUUGGUACAACUGCAGCAGUGUAGAAAUCAUAUUUCCCGUAAUCUCGAACUUGCCCCGAGAACAUCAAACUCAUCUACAACUCAACUCUACUUGCGAGGUCAAAAUACAGCAGCUAUUUUGAAUUUUCGUUUCCGCAAGUCGAUUACGCAAAUGGAUUUGAAGCGAACUCGUCGGGACAAUGCCAACAAUUACUCGUUAUUAGCUUCCACACAAUCGCAAUCGCUGGGUGGACUUUCAACAAAUCCCAGUGCUUUAAUGCCGAAUAGAACCUCUGAUAUAGCAGGUCUCAUGGGCGUAUCCAGCCAAACUUCAUUGGUAAACAAAAUGUUCGAUCAGAACAAUUAUUAUUAUGUAAUUCAGGAUCGCGAUCCAAAGGUAGCCGGAAUGCGUAUUUUUGCAACAAUCAUGUUAAAUGCCUGGCGAAAGCGGCGAGACGAAGUAAAACGGCUUAUGGAGGAGGUAAACAACCUAAAACGUGGUUCAAUUAAAGCGAAGAACCAGCUCCAUGUGUUCAAUACCCUCUUUCGUGUUGAACAGAAACGCAAUGAUGAGCUUAGUGUUCAGCUGAAACGAUCCUUAGAAGAUAUAAACAACACCAAAUCUUCUUGCGAGAGUCUCACGACUUCAUUGAUUAGUUUAAAGGCGGACAAAGCGCUACUCGAACAACAAAUCCAAAUCAAAGAACAAGAAUUCGACGGUCUCAAUGCAAUACUUUCUCAGACAAAGUCUGACCUAUUUAAAGCAAUGGCUCAACAGAGGGAGUUACAGGCGAAUUUGUCCAGUGAGCAACGUAAAGUGCAAGCCCUAGAAGCACAGAAGAAAGAAUUAAUUAAUGAAAUUUGUGAAGUAAAUAAUGAAUCCUUGCAAAAGGAAGAAAAGUUACAGAAUGAAAUUAAGGAGAAGAACGAUGCUUUAACCACUGCGCUCACUAAGCUGGAGUCGUUUGAAUGGGAAAUAAAUGAAUUGAAACAGAAAACACUGAUUUUGGACAAUUGCUUGGAAGUGGAGUCACAUUUGCGCAAAGAAGUCGCAAAUCUAUCCCGCGAAGUAGAAACUCUGCAACAAUGUUUGGCUGCUACAUUGGGAAACCGUAUACGUAGUUGCUGGAACAAUUCGAUUGCAUAUCAACGUGCCACUCUGCAUCUGGUGCAUUGGAUUGCUUAUUGUACACUACCCGCGACACCAAAACCGAAGAUUACAACAUUUCCGUUUGGCCUCACACUCGAAAAGGCACUAAAUAUUGUUAAACGUUAG
Messenger RNA from Bactrocera dorsalis (oriental fruit fly), 1798 nucleotides. RefSeq lists its product as uncharacterized. The coding region runs from base 83 to 1798 and encodes 571 amino acids. The record is from RefSeq and is a predicted model, not a curated record. The transcript is spliced from 5 exons. NCBI's taxonomy places the organism in Eukaryota, Metazoa, Arthropoda, Insecta, Diptera, Tephritidae.